UCAUCUGCCAGGAGCAUGGCUGCCGUGAACGACUCUGACACUCGCACGACAGGCUGCCUCCUCACUGGCCUCCCUGGGCUGGAGCACCUGCACAUCUGGCUCUCCAUCCCCUUCUGCGCCAUGUAUGUAGCCGCCCUGGCAGGCAACGGCAUUUUAAUUGGUAUCAUCCUCUCGCAGCCAAGCCUGCGCGAGCCCAUGUACAUAUUCCUGUCCAUGCUGGCCAGUGCAGAUAUCUUGCUCUCCACUUCCACGAUGCCCAAAACACUGGCCAACUUCUGGCUAGGUUCCAGCCACAUUUCCUUUGAUGGCUGCCUCACCCAAAUGUUCUUCAUCCACUUCCUCUUUGUGGCCGACUCUGCAGUCCUGCUGGCCAUGGCCUUUGACCGCUUUGUGGCCAUCUGCUCCCCUCUGCGAUAUACCACAGUCCUCACGAGCACUGUCAUUGGGAAGAUCGUCGCUGCCACCCUGACCCGCAGCCUCAUCAUCAUGUUUCCAUCCAUCUUUCUUCUCAAGCGCCUGCGCUAUUGUCAGAUCAACAUCAUUGCACACACUUUUUGUGAGCACAUGGGCAUCGCCCGUCUGUCUUGUUCUGAUAUCUCCAUCAAUGUCUGGUACGGGUUGGCAGCUGCCCUACUCUCCACAGGCCUGGACAUCAUCCUUAUUGCUGUUUCCUACAUUCACAUCCUCCGAGCUGUCUUCCGCCUCCCUUCUCAAAAUGCCCGGUCCAAGGCCCUGAGCACAUGUGGCUCCCACGUCUGUGUCAUCCUACUCUUCUACGUCCCUGCCCUUUUCUCUGUCUUUGCCUACAGGUUCGGUGGGAGACGCAUCCCACGCUAUGUCCAUAUCCUCCUGGCCAACCUCUAUGUGGUCAUCCCGCCUAUGCUCAAUCCUAUUAUUUAUGGAGCAAGGACCAAGCAGAUUUGGGAAGGGGCUAAACAGAUGUUUUCACAUCUUGCCAAGGAAUCUAAAUAAGUGUUCUCAACUUGACCUUAACUUAAUCCCUUUCUGUAUCUAUUAAUUGAUCCUACGUUCACCCUAACCUCGUCUCUACGUCUUCCAGUUAUCGCCAUGCUAUUAUCAUCUAUGUCCCAAUUAAUUCACAUACAUGCUCUACUCAAACCUACCUUUGAUUUCUUUUCUUAGAAAUCUACAGUAACAGCCACCCCACCUUCUUCUACCUAUUAUUCAAU
This is a messenger RNA of Neofelis nebulosa (Clouded leopard), 1190 nucleotides long. Its product is annotated as olfactory receptor 52B6-like. Gene Ontology annotation, molecular function: olfactory receptor activity; G protein-coupled receptor activity. The record is from RefSeq and is a predicted model, not a curated record. The transcript has a single exon. Lineage: Eukaryota; Metazoa; Chordata; Mammalia; Carnivora; Felidae. Gene Ontology annotation, cellular component: membrane. The coding region runs from base 16 to 972 and encodes 318 amino acids. Gene Ontology annotation, biological process: G protein-coupled receptor signaling pathway.